UGCCCCUCUGUUUGUGUUCAAGUGACUGCAAAUUUGUUUGUUUCCAUGAGCUGCCCUCUAUUCUUCACCAUACUGAAUUUUCAUAUGUGAUAGGGAAUUAAUGGACAACUUGUGGCAAGGAAUCGGUGUUGCUUCUCAGCAGUUGGGUGAGGUGAAUUACACCCCUGGCAUCGACAUAGAUGAAACCUACAUGCCAACUGAUCAGCAACUUAACAACUUCACUCCUGAGGGAUCCGAAAACAUGAACCCUAUGCCAGCAAAACCAGCAAAGCCUAGGAAAGGCGGACUUGGACCCAAACGUUUGAAGAACUUCAACACAAAGGAGGAUGAAAUCUUAUGCUCAGCAUACUUGAACGUGAGCAAGGAUCCUAUUGUGGCAGUGAACCAGUCAUCGGGAUCAUACUGGGCAAGAAUAAUAGCUUACUGCGAAGAACACAACUGCCCAAGGUCAAAAUCUUCACUGCAGCACAGGUGGGGCGAUAUCCAGAAGGAUACUUCAAGAUUCUGUGGGUUCUACGCUGAGGUUGAAAGGAAAAACCAAAGUGGCAAGAGUGAAGAUGACAAGGUCAAAGACGCCCUCCAGAUGUAUGAGGGUAUUGUCGAAUCCACUUUCAAGUUCAUUCAUUGUUGGUACAUGUUACGCAAUGAGAUGAAAUGGAACGAGUGGCUCGCUUCCAUGUCUGCAAGCAAUGGGGAGCAAUCUACUGAACUUGCCAAGGCAAGCACAGAUGCCACACUCCCGCCUAGAAUUGAUAGGCCAAAUGGCAGGGAUAGGGCAAAGAAGCCGCGUACCAGCAGCACUGCCUCUUCAGCUUGCCUUGAAGUGCUGCAAAAAAUGCCCAUGGACCGCAAUGCUUAUGAAGUACGGGUUGAGGCUGCAACCAAGGAAGAAGCCAAGGACAUCGCUUCUCGCUCAGAUCGCAAACUCGCUCUACAGGAAGAGCAGUUGCAAGUCCAGAAAGACCAGGUGCAGAUACAGAGAGAGCUACUCGAACUGCAGAAGGCAGAUCGGGAGGAACGGGUCAUGAGCAUGGAUCUCGAGAAGCUGUCACCAUGGGUUCAGGACUACUACAUCAACAAACAGAAACAAAUCUCCGCAAUGAGCCUGAGAGGUGAUGGUUCCAGUGGCCCUAGGGGGCAAUAG
This is a messenger RNA of Panicum virgatum (switchgrass), 1144 nucleotides long. RefSeq lists its product as uncharacterized. The transcript has 3 exons. The coding region runs from base 101 to 1144 and encodes 347 amino acids. Lineage: Eukaryota; Viridiplantae; Streptophyta; Magnoliopsida; Poales; Poaceae. The record is from RefSeq and is a predicted model, not a curated record.